UUGCAGAUAAAUUUUGUAUUUCUAUUUAACAUAGUUAGGAUUUUAAUGACAAAGCUGAGAGCUUCAACCACUUCAGAAACAAUACAGUACAGGAAGGCAGUCAAGGCCACAUUAGUUCUCCUGCCUCUGUUAGGCAUCACCUAUAUGCUUUUCUUUGUCAACCCUGGUGAAGAUGACAUUUCCCAGAUUGUUUUCAUCUAUUUCAAUUCUUUCCUGCAGUCUUUUCAGGGUUUCUUUGUGUCAGUAUUUUACUGCUUCUUGAAUGGUGAGGUCCGUUCUGCUGCCAGGAAAAGAUGGCACCGCUGGCAGGACCAUCACUCCCUCCGAGUGCGUGUGGCGCGUGCCAUGUCCAUCCCCACGUCUCCGACACGGAUCAGCUUCCAUAGCAUCAAACAGACCGCAGCUGUGUGA
Messenger RNA from Acanthisitta chloris (rifleman), 411 nucleotides. Its product is annotated as corticotropin-releasing factor receptor 2. Gene Ontology annotation, biological process: long-term synaptic potentiation; cell surface receptor signaling pathway; adenylate cyclase-modulating G protein-coupled receptor signaling pathway. The annotation marks the transcript as partial. The transcript is spliced from 4 exons. The record is from RefSeq and is a predicted model, not a curated record. Gene Ontology annotation, cellular component: dendrite; axon terminus; plasma membrane. NCBI's taxonomy places the organism in Eukaryota, Metazoa, Chordata, Aves, Passeriformes, Acanthisittidae. Gene Ontology annotation, molecular function: G protein-coupled peptide receptor activity; corticotrophin-releasing factor receptor activity; corticotropin-releasing hormone receptor activity.